AUGUCUUCCGUCUGGGAUGCACCCGCUUCGGGGGACGCUGAGUGGGAUAAGCAGGACGGUGACAGCCUGAAGACAGGCGACGCUGAGGCUUGGACUUCCACUUCCCCAGGCAAAGACAGCAAUGACGAGAACGUGAAUCCUCACGCUUCUGAAUACGAGGCUCCCGCCACUUAUGGCGACUACGGUGACAACCAAGACCUCACCUGCCGCAACUGUGGGGAGACUGGCCAUUUCGCUCGUCGGUGCCCAAACGAGGAUACUCAGAAGUGCUUGAACUGUGAUGAGCCAGGACAUAGCAAGGCUGACUGCCCGAAUCCCGCGAAGCCCCGAGCUUGCUUCAACUGUGGCGAAGAAGGACACAACAAGGUUGAUUGUCCCAAGCCCCGUGUCUUCAAAGGAGCAUGCCGUAUUUGUGCGCAGGAAGGCCACCCAGCCUCUGCUUGCCCUGAGAAGCCAGCCGAUAUCUGCAACAACUGCGGCGGAGAAGGUCACCUCGCCUUUGGUUGCACCGAAAAUCGCAAAUUUGACUUGAACCAUAUCGUCGACAAGGUUCCGGAUGAGGCAUGGGCCAUGAUGAAGCAGGCCAGCGACGAGAGAGAUAUGGAUGACUUCCGCGAGGCGAUCCAAAUCUACACCAAGGCUAUGCCGGAGGCCACCUACGUCGAUAUCGAGAAGAGAAUGCGCGAGGAAGAAUUCAAGAUCUUCCUCAUUGCUCUGGAGAAAGAUCGUGAGGAUACCAUCAGCCUUAUUGACCUCCAGGGCCGACUGGAUCGUGAAUUUGCUGUCGGUUACUACUUCUCUGACAAGGCAAUGCGUGCCAACCUCGAACAGCGUUGGCCUCGCGAUGCUGAUGACAAUCUUGAGCGCUUGGCCAAUGCGGGUCUGCCUUACGAUCGCAAGGUCAUGAAGUGUCACAACUGCGGAGAGUUGGGCCACGGUUCCCGCGCGUGCAAGCAGGAGCGUGUGGCGGUUGAACGACACGAGGUCAAGUGCAGCAACUGCGGUACCGUCGGUCAUCGUCUUCGAGACUGCACUGAGGGGCGUCGCAGCAAGCCCGGCUGCCGCAAAUGUGGUGGUGAGGGACACGAGGCCCGCGGCUGUACUGAGCCCCGAUCUGCAGAGGACAUUGAGUGCCGUCGCUGCAAUGGAGCUGGUCAUUUUGCGAAGGAUUGCCCCAACCAGACUGAGCGUACCCCUCGUACCUGCCGGAACUGCGGUUCUGAGGACCACAUUGCGCGUGAUUGCGACCAGCCUACCAACCCCGAUGCCAUGGUCUGCCGCAACUGUGAGAACACUGGACAUGUUGCUCGUGACUGCCCCGAGCCCAAGGACUGGUCUAAGGUCAAGUGCAACCGUUGCGGAGAAAUGGGCCACACCGUGAAGCGCUGUGACCAACCUGAAGAAGGUGGAUUCGACGAAGUCAGUGGCGAGGAUCCAUUCUCCAGCCCGGCUGUUGAUGCUAAGGCCGAUAAAAGCCAGGACGAUGAGGUCGAAAAAGUGCGUCAGCGCAUGGACAACCAGUUCUGGUAA
Molecule: messenger RNA, 1530 nt
Organism: Penicillium brasilianum
Lineage: Eukaryota; Fungi; Ascomycota; Eurotiomycetes; Eurotiales; Aspergillaceae
Source: the annotation of a GenBank genome assembly